Messenger RNA from Entrophospora sp. SA101, 1299 nucleotides. NCBI's taxonomy places the organism in Eukaryota, Fungi, Glomeromycota, Glomeromycetes, Entrophosporales, Entrophosporaceae. The record is from the annotation of a GenBank genome assembly.
AUGGUACAAGAAAUACCACAAGACGUAAUAGAGAAUAUAUUUUUAUAUAAUAAGAACUAUAUUUCAAGCUUAAGAUCAAUGUCUUUGGUGAAUAGAUUAUGGUGUAAUAUAGGCACAAAACUUUUAUGGAUGGCUCCAUUUUCAUUCUGCAUCGACUCUAGUAAACUUUAUAAAAUCAUUUCAGUAUAUGUAUCAUAUCUAAGUCCAAAAUCAGUAAAAUUUUUAUUAGAAAGUAAUAUUCCUAAAUUUCCACAAUCAAAAACAGCCUUUGAUUAUCCUUCUUAUUUAAGGGAGAUAGAUGUCAAAGAAUUACAUGAAGCUGCAACUGAAUGGGUUAGAUAUCAAUAUGGAGAAAAUUACUAUAGUGAUAACAAUAAUAUUUAUUAUCCAUCAGUUCAAUCAACUGAUACUGUUGUUAGUGAUGAAGAUAAUGAUCUAAGUAGUAAUGAUUUAGAUAGUGAUGAUGAGGGAGAUGUCACUCCCUCCUAUAUAAUGCAUUUAGUGGCAGAGUUGUGUAAAGUGUUCAUCUCAAGAUCCAAUAAAAUUGUCAAAUUAUCAAUUGGAGAUAUCAGUUUUCAUAAUGAUUUAUUUCAAGAUUUACCAAGUUAUCCUAAUGCCAAACAAUGUUUAUCACAUCUUAAAAUUUUAAUUUAUAAAAGAAAAAUUCUCAAUGGAAAAUUUCUACGCAGAUUAGCUAAAUAUUCACACAAUAUUUCCAACAUGAUAAUUGAUAAUUAUGGGCAUAAAUCAUCAGAUAAAUCUGUUAAACAGUUAGCUAAUCUAAUAGAAAAGCAAAAAUCCUUGAGAAAGUUUAGUUUAGAAGGUACCAGUUAUGAUAAUAUUGGAGUAAUUAUAAGUCUAAUGCAAAAUCAAUCCAAUUCAUUGAUUGACUUUAAUUUAUCAUAUUUUACAACUCCUUUGAGUUUUGAUAAGGAACAAAUCAGAUUUAUAAUGAGGAUUCUUCAUAAAUCAAAUUUCCCAAAUUUGAAUUGUUUACAUUUAAGUUAUUAUUCUCGAGUAAAAGAAUAUCCAUUCACUGAUUAUUUUCUCCAAAUCAUGCAAAAAGUUGGUGAAAAGUUGAAAUCUUUGACACUAGAAUUUUAUUUUAAAACAAAUCCCUAUAUAAUAGAAUCAAUAAAGGAUUUUUGUCCAAAUUUACGUGAAUUAUCAUUAACAGUUGGUACUGCUGGUGGUCUAGAAGAAUUCCUGGAUUUUCUUGAACAUUAUAAUUCCACAUUAUAUCCAAGACAAAUUUCAUAUAGAAAUUUUGGGAGAUUAUGGACAAAGAAUGAAGACUAG